Messenger RNA from Arthroderma uncinatum, 1947 nucleotides. Its product is annotated as calponin homology domain-containing protein. The transcript is spliced from 2 exons. The record is from RefSeq and is a predicted model, not a curated record. The coding region runs from base 1 to 1947 and encodes 648 amino acids. Gene Ontology annotation, molecular function: protein binding. NCBI's taxonomy places the organism in Eukaryota, Fungi, Ascomycota, Eurotiomycetes, Onygenales, Arthrodermataceae.
AUGGCAUCGGUUUCAUCGCUAGACAGGGACCUGCGCAACAUGCGACUGUCGAAAUAUACCCCUCAGGCAGCUAAUGAAGUGCGAACCUGGAUUGAAGAAACGCUGCAGGAGAAACUUCCGAAUGGCGACCUCCUCGAAGCGCUGAGGGAUGGAGUAGCAUUAUGCAGACUGGUCAAUCUUGCGGUAGGCCCUCCAGGCGUGAAAUACAAACAAUCAAAUAUGCCAUUCGUCCAGAUGGAAAAUAUAUCUCAUUUCCUACACGCUUGUCAAAGGGCUCCUCUAAACCUCCCUCCCCACGAUGUAUUCCUUACGGUCGACCUUUACGAGGCGAAAGACCCUGCCCAAGUUCUACAGUGUCUUGGGGCGUUCAGCCGCAAAGCAUAUGCUAUCCAGCCUUCUAGGUUCCCAGGCGCAAUUGGGAAAAACAAGAACGGUGCAUUGAGCCCUCAAAUGAGUGGAUCGAGCCAGGGAGGGCGUUUUGGUGCUCCAUACUCCCGGUCCCGCGGACAGAGCAACGUCAGUGAUAUCGGACGAGCAAGUCCCACAAACCCGUCCAGCAGAAGUGGUCCAGCCUCGCCUCCUGCAAAGACUGUCAGUGCAUGGAGUAGUAAGGCUGACGAAGCCACCACAGCACCUGCUUGGAAUAUCCACCAAUAUGGAUACAUAGGAGGCGCAAGUCAAGGCAAUCUCGGCGUAGCAUUCGGUGCACGGCGACAGAUUACCACUCCUAGUCCAGCUGUACCUAGCCUGGCAGAAAAGGAGAAACGACGACAGGAAGAAGAGGAACAGGCAAGAAUACAAGCAGAGGAAGCCGAACGUCAGCGAGCACAUCGGGAGGCUGAAGAAGAACGUGCAAAGGCAGAAGAAAAACAACGUUGGGAAGAAGAGGAAAGGAUCCUACGAGAAAAAGAACGAAAGCAGGUUGAGGAGGAGAAGAGGCGAUGGGAAGAAGAACAGCGCCAAUGGGAGCAAGAAGAAGCCCGCCGACAGCAAGAGGAGAAAGACUUGGAGGAACGAAUGGAAAAGGAGAGACUACAUAAGCGGGAGGCCGCGGAUGCUAGGUUAAAUGGUCAGUUCCUAAGCCAAUAUCAAACUGCCCAGCGGCCUUCGCGAGGGGUAGCCGCUCCAUUAAAUGAAUCAAAAGCUGCUCCCUCGAGCGAAAGUGAGCGAAUCAAGGCAUUGGAGCUCGAACUCGAAAAGGCAAAAGAGAGAGAACAGCGGUAUGAGCUUGAACGCCAGGAGCUGGCUGCUCUACGCGGGUCUCCUCAACCAGAAGCCAGCCCUCUAGCUCGUUCCCCCCGUCCAGAUAACAAUCGACCAAGCCAUACUCCACAGAAGCCGAGCUACGAUUUAUCGUCGCAAGAACAGGAACGUCGAUUACUCCGAGGCGAAUGGAAUGUACGUAACCAGGACGAAUCAACAGCAAACCCGCCUCCAUCGCUACCACCUCGUGAUCUUCCCACUCCACCUGCAAUGCCACCGAGAAAGGUGAACUCGCCAACUUCACCUCGCCCUCUGCCGGAUCCUGCCAACUACGUUAACAAGAAUCGCACGGAUCGCUAUUUGCAAAAUAACCCUGCUCCUACGUCUCAAAAGCCGGUAACAUACCGCCCACCGGAGUUCUCAUCUACGGCUGAAGUAGACGAAGAAAACAGACGACGUGUUGAAUCUACGCAGAAGACCCGCGCUGGCGGGUGGGCAUCAAAGUCGCUCCUUGAGAGAGAGAUGGAACGAGAGCGUGAACGGCAACGGGAAUGGGAAGAAAACCAGCAGCAAACGAAGGAUGCAGUCAAGAAGGGUGUUAAUACUGCCGGUAGCGGUCCAGGGGAAGGCGGAUGGGAUGUACAUCAAUAUGGAUAUCUCGGAGGAGACAGCCAAAAUAAAUCAGGAACUGGAAUUGGAUUCGGUGCAAGACGGCAGAUAAUCGGGCCUCGUCCGCCACGAUAG